This is a messenger RNA of Hordeum vulgare subsp. vulgare (domesticated barley), 1731 nucleotides long. RefSeq names its product kelch-like protein 25. The record is from RefSeq and is a predicted model, not a curated record. Gene Ontology annotation, molecular function: protein binding. Lineage: Eukaryota; Viridiplantae; Streptophyta; Magnoliopsida; Poales; Poaceae. Gene Ontology annotation, biological process: response to endoplasmic reticulum stress.
AUGGCGGCGCACACACCGAAAGGAGUAUGUGCAGCCGGCGAGGGGAACGUCAUGGCUCCGAGGACAAGAGGCGGCCACCAUGAACAGAAAACGGCCACGGCAUGCGCUCGGCGGGGCUCGAGGGCCACCGCCCGAGAUAGUGGCUCGGCCCCGCAGCAGGAGGGCGCGCGCGGCGUGGGGCUUUCGGCCGCCACGGCCGGCGGCCACCGCCCGGCCAACCACGGCCAGAGGAGAGCGCGCGCGGCGUGGGGCUUUUGGCCGCCAAGGCCGGCGGCUACCGCCCGGCCAACCACGGCCAAAGGAGAGCGCGUAGGGCGAAAGAGGCCGAGGCGAGCAGGCAAGAAGGGCGAGCGCGAGAUGCGCGGCCGCUCUCGUUGCCGACGCCGGCGACCGGAGCUGCGGCUCAUCUCGCGAACGGGGUGGGUGACAUGCUCGCAAAGUAUGUCAUUUUUCAUUGUUGACGGACGGACGGAUGCAGAUUUUGAGGGCCCAAUCGAGUCGCUUGGCCGGCCUUGGAGGAUCUUCGUCGAUCCUGAUGCUGUUCGCGAGGUCUUGGACUUCGCAGAAGAUUUUCACUGGGAAAUGGAGCGACGUGACAGAGAAGCGAUACUGCAAGGGCAGCAUUACGCUGAAAGUGAUGGCUGCAGCACCUCUUGCAAUGUGCUUCUAUUCGACCAGCCUUGCUCCAGCGACAAAGUCAAAUACCAACGUGGAGAAAACGACAUGUUACUGGAAAAAUUUGUUGAGCUGAGUGGCACUGUGAAGAACUUGAAUUCUCAAACAGACUCUUUAUUCCUAGAUGAUCGAGUAAACCAGUUGAUUAAACAGUGUCCGCGUUCAGACGUCAUUUAUCUUGUUGGUGGUCUGGAUGACAUAUCUUGUCCAUCGUCGCUAGGUUUCUCGUGCUUUUCACCCUCCCUGGACAUACUAAUCCCUGUGAAAUCAAUGCCUGAUGAAAGGCUUUUUAACGCUACUGUUGCCUUAGACAACAGAAUAUUUGUUCUGGGCGGUGCUGAUCAUCCUUAUGCAAGCUGCAUUGAUACAGGUGCUGCUAGUUUUUAUGUUUACCUUCCCAAAAGCUCUCUGGUUGCCGUUUCUGCCCUAAUAUAUGCUUUUAAUCUUUAUCUUGAAGUUUGCUGUUAUGACACAACCUGUGAUGAUUGGACCCUAUGCCCUCCAAUGACCUGUGAAAAGGCAAACCUUGCCGGAGUUAGCUUGUGUGGGAAAAUUUAUGCAUUUGGUGGUGGAGAUGGUUCUGAAUCUUUUCUUGACGUUGAGGUGUUUGAUCCUGCAUAUGGGAAGUGGAUAAAGAAUCAGCCUAUGCUGAAAAAGCGCUCUGCUCUAGCUGGUGUUGAACUCAAUGGUGCGAUUUAUGCAGUUGGUGGCUAUUCUCCUAUUGGAAAUUUGAGCUGCGCUGAGAGACUUGAUCCUAGGGAACCUUACUGGAAAAUGCUCCCAGGGAUGAGUAUGCAAAGAAGCUUCCAUACACUGGCAGUUCUUGAUGAAAAGAUAUACUCGAUUGGUGGUUACAAUCCUGAGGCUGGAGCAGGGGUGGCCACGGUUGAGCUGUACGACCCAAGGAUGCCAUCAUGGGUGGCAGUCGAACCGAUGAAAUAUCCCAAAGCGUGUCAUUCUUCAGCCGUAGAGUGCUACAGUGAAGGGCGUGGUUGGGUGAAUACAGCGAUCAAGUCAAUCGGCAGGAGAAGCCAUUGUUCUGCCAUUGCCUACUGA